Molecule: messenger RNA, 240 nt
Organism: Paramecium tetraurelia
Lineage: Eukaryota; Ciliophora; Oligohymenophorea; Peniculida; Parameciidae
Exons: 1
Source: RefSeq, a predicted model, not a curated record
AUGAUAAAGGAAAAUGAUAGAUAUAGAGAAGUUAGCAACUACUCUAUUUAAAAUCAAACAGAUUCAAUAGAUGACGAAAAUAUGAUAUAAGAGUAAUAGAAUUAGAUUAAGCACUUAAAGAUAAGUUAUUAGAAAUGGAUUAACAAAUUGUGGAGUUAAAUAGGCAAUUAUAAAGCUAGAAUUGGUAGAGCAAGAAAAAGAGAGGAGGCUCAACUAAUUACUUACGAAAAUAUCAAAUGA